AUGUACCCCCAGACCCCCUAUCACCUGGGCUUCGAGUUCGUGAUCCGCGAACACCACCCACCCAACGAGACCCCGGACGACCACGAGUUCAGCCGCUCUCAGGACCCGCUCCCCGGCCGCUUUGGCGAGAAAGAGCUACGGCUGCGGGUGUGCAAGGGCCUGCGCGUAGGGUCCGGGUACUCGGCGCAGGUGGCCGUGGUACAGGAGGUGCUGAGCGGGCGACCGCCCAAGCACGCGGGGUCGCUGCACCGGGACCCGGACGAGCUGGGCCCGCGGAUGGUGGCCAAGCUGUACGACCCGCGGUACCUGGGCCCGUCGUCGGGCCGGACGUGGACCCAGGUGGUGCACUUCAUGGACGAGCAGUACGUGCGCGAGUCCGCGGCGUACCGUCACCUGCUGGACCACGGGCUGCAGCAGCACAUCCCCCAGUACUACGGGUCGUGGUCGACGCACACCGCCGACCCGGCGAGCAAGGAGCCGUGCGAGGUGCGCCUCAUCCUGACGGAGCUGGUCGAGGGCAUGGACAUGCGCCAGCUGCGGGCGGAGUCGUUCUCGCUCGCCGAGCGCCAGACCAUCAUGCGACGCAUUGUGACGAUCGAGUCCGAGUUCUACGCCUGUGACCUCCGGCAUUGCGAUAUAUAUCCGCGGAAUGUGAUCAUCGCCCGGCCGGAUUCCCGAUAUAAAAAGGCCGGGAAGGACAAGGCUGCUGGCCCGCUGCGCAUCACGGUGAUUGACUUCGGGCUCGCGCGCGUCGGCCGCUCGUGGUUUGAUGUGAAUUCGGGCAACUGUCUGAGCUCCGAUCUGCUCCCGGGGACAUAUAUUAGCCCCAUCGUGCGCUGGUGGCAGAAGGAUGCCGAGAUGGAGUCGUGGGGUGACUGGGUCACUUGGGAUUGGAACAAGUGGUUGGCGGACACCUUCAGCGCGGAUCUUCCGCACAUCACCCGUUGCAUGCUCAAGUGGGUGCAUCCGCUGAAAAGGAAGGAUCCGUUCUUCAAGCAGUUUGAGAAACGUGGCUCGUGUGACGCGUGCUGA
Messenger RNA from Aspergillus uvarum CBS 121591, 1032 nucleotides. RefSeq lists its product as uncharacterized. Gene Ontology annotation, molecular function: ATP binding; protein kinase activity. The record is from RefSeq and is a predicted model, not a curated record. NCBI's taxonomy places the organism in Eukaryota, Fungi, Ascomycota, Eurotiomycetes, Eurotiales, Aspergillaceae. The coding region runs from base 1 to 1032 and encodes 343 amino acids. The transcript has a single exon. Gene Ontology annotation, biological process: protein phosphorylation.